AUCUUCGUCCGUUCUACAACUUCAAGCCCGGAAACCCUCCUGGCCCCCCGUCUUUGCAACAAGAAGUGAUAGUCCUGUAUGGGAUUAUGUAGAACAGCCGGUCAGAUCCUUCGUCCGUAUGAGGAAGGUACACUCUCGCGCACUGAUCGCUACAAUCAGGGAUGCUUCCAUCAUCCAUCGCCGACUCCGCACCGGCAAACUGCUCCGAUGCGCUUAUCGGCCACGGCAACGUCGUCCGACUCCUCUUAGUUCUCAUCGUUGAGUCGUCGACAAAACAUUGAGGCUCGAAGAAUCUGCUCUGCUCUUCGCUCCCACAGUGCAUCCCAGCGUGCCCUUGGUCCAGCACUGCCAGUAUGACUUUUCGCAAAGCUCCCGCCCUCGCCGGCCCCGUCAUGGAGCUUCCCCGGCGCACUUCGCCGCGGUGGGAGGCAGACGCCGAAGAUGCCAUCCCGGAGAAGCUCAUCAAGCCAUGGAAGCUCCCUCAGCAAAACACCUACCUCUUUGUCAACGCAAACGUCGUGGAUACCGCCAAGGGCCUCGUCAUUAAGAACACGACCGUCAAGAUCUCAAACGGCUUGAUUGAGAGCGUUGGGGGGCGCUCAGCCAGCAGUACAGGCAACGAUGCCAUUGUGGUAGAUCUUCAAGGAAAAUACCUCUCCCCGGGUCUCAUCGACUGUCACGUCCACGUCAGCUCCGUACCCGGCGAGGCCGGGCUCAACGGCGGCUUCAGCAUGGACGCCACCGUCUCUCAUCUGCGGCAAUCCUUUGUAUGCGGUCGCAUCCUAAGCAAGGGCUUCACUACGGUCCGCGACACCGGCGGUGCAACUCUCGCGCUGAAGGAGGCAAUUCAGGACGGUGUCUUCCCCGGGCCCCGCCUGUUCAUCGCCAACCAGGCACUUUCGCAGACGGGAGGUCACGGCGAUCGCAGAGGUGCCCACGACCACUCGGGGCUGUGCUGCGGCGGCUCAUCGGGGCUCUCUAACGUCGUGGACGGCGUGCCGGAGUGUAUCAGGGCGACAAGAGAGCAGCUGAGGACGGGGGCGGACUUUAUCAAAAUCAUGGUCGGCGGCGGCGUCGCGUCGCCGACGGACAGGAUCGAGAACACGCAGUUUACGGCGGACGAGAUCAAGGCCAUCAGCGAGGUCGCGCGGAGCUAUGGUACCUGGGUUACGGCUCACGCUUAUACGCCGCGGGCGAUCCGCCACGCGGUCGAGAACGGCGUGACGGGUAUCGAGCACGGCAACUUCAUCGACAAAGAGACGGCAGAGUUCAUGGCUGGGAACGCCGUGUGGUUGACGCCUACGCUGGUCACGUACGACGCCAUGGGCUCCGACAAGUACAAGGGAUUCUUGCCCCCCGAGAACCAGCGCAAAAACCAGGAGGUCCUGGAAAGGGGCCUCGAGUCGUUGAAGAUUGCAGCCGCGGCCGGCGUCACCAUUUGUCAUGGAUCGGAUCUGCUCGGCCCCCUGCAGGCUGAGCAAAGCAGGGAGUUUGGUAUCCGCCAGCAGGCUCUCAGCAACAAGCAGGUGCUUCAAUCUGCCACGGUGAACGCCGCCAGGAUGCUUCGACAGGAGAAUGUACUGGGGCAGGUGAAGGAGAAAUUCGUGGCGGACUUGCUGAUUCUCAAUGGGAAUCCGCUGGACGACGUCUCGAUACUGGAUGAGCCGGAGAAGAACGUCUUGGCGGUGAUCAAGGAUGGCAGGGUCUACACGAGCCGAUGGAGCAAGCUUCCAGAAGAUGUGAAGGCGCCACAGAGAUUGAUUGAAUGAGCACAAGCAACAAGCUGCAUCAGGAACGUUUUCAUGAUCGAAAAGAGAAUUCAAUCCAAGAAGCGAAGAUCAUCGUCGCUUGUGUGAAAUCGUUGGUCAAAGUCAGGACAUGGUCGCAAGGCGAAUUUCCGGUCGCCACACACCGUGUGAAAAGGAAGAGAAGUCGAGAACAUUGAGGCUUGGUGAUCUAUAAUGUUCAUAUACUAAUCUAUGUCUGGAACAC
This is a messenger RNA of Colletotrichum acutatum, 1992 nucleotides long. RefSeq names its product amidohydrolase. The coding region runs from base 354 to 1769 and encodes 471 amino acids. The transcript has a single exon. The record is from RefSeq and is a predicted model, not a curated record. NCBI's taxonomy places the organism in Eukaryota, Fungi, Ascomycota, Sordariomycetes, Glomerellales, Glomerellaceae. Gene Ontology annotation, molecular function: hydrolase activity, acting on carbon-nitrogen (but not peptide) bonds.